This is a messenger RNA of Brugia malayi, 1767 nucleotides long. RefSeq names its product Conserved oligomeric Golgi complex component 8, putative (gene Bma-cogc-8). NCBI's taxonomy places the organism in Eukaryota, Metazoa, Nematoda, Chromadorea, Rhabditida, Onchocercidae. Gene Ontology annotation, biological process: intra-Golgi vesicle-mediated transport. The transcript is spliced from 13 exons. The record is from RefSeq and is a predicted model, not a curated record. Bases 1 to 1767 code for a protein of 588 amino acids. Gene Ontology annotation, cellular component: COG complex.
AUGUCAUACUUUCUGGACAGCGAAUUACGUGCACUUACUGCUGCUCAACUUAAGCAAGAAAAGCAAAGUACGUCUUCGCAGCUCCUUCAUGUUCAGCAACAAAUUAGCGAUUUGGCUUACGGAAAUUAUCGGAUUUAUGCAGAUGCAGGAAGUACCACAGAACAAUGCAAACAACUGUUUGGAAAAGCAAACGAUUUGGUUGGAGAUAUUGAAAAAGGGAUUGAAUCGAUACGGGAAUCCUUGAAGCAGUUUGAUUCUAAGAAUGAUGAAGUCGUACAAGAGCUUCAUCAUUUACAACUUGCUGAAAGUAAAAGUUCACGCUUAUGGGAUAUUCUAAGCUUGCCAAUGCGUAUGGAUAUAUGUAUUCGAGCUGGUUACUAUGAUAUGGCUUAUUUGUUGACUAAUUAUGGAGUGCAACUGCAAACACAUGGACUCACUAAAAAUUCAAUAAUUAAGCAAGUUGCUGAUAAGCUAAUUGAUGCUCGAUAUCAUUUAUUGGAUGAAUUGUUCAAUACGUUUGCUGGGCCUAUUGAUUUGGCAAAUAGUAUUCAAGUUGUGAAUAAUAUUCGAAAGAUUCCGUAUUUAUCUUCGACACAAAUGCGUAUUAUGAUUUUACAGUAUCGUGAUGUAUAUCUUGAAAAACGACUUUUGGAUAUUCGAUCGCAGCCAGAUUUUAUCCUUCGAAUGGUUGAGGUUUAUCGUGAUUGUAUGUAUGAUACUAUGGUUUUACAUUUAGCCGUUUUUCCGGAAAAUGAAAUAAGCAGACGACAAACUGAUUUAUCGGUAGAUCAGCGAUGGGAUGUUUGGCAAACAGCAGCUUCUUCCGUAAUCCUCAGUGAAUGGGCAGUUCAUAAUCUCGCUGUAAUGUUCAGUCGCAUAAACAAUAUCAGUAAUGAAGUGUACAUUGAUAUUGGCUCUCUGUCGAGUAAAUUAAUGAGUUUUGCCUUAUCGUUUGGCCGAAUGGGAAUGGAUUUUCGACCAAUGAUUGCAGAAAUCAUUGAUAAAUUUGUCAUCAACAGAUUCUCGUUGAAAGUUCAAAAUGCAGCGAAUAAUUUAAAACAGUGUCGAAGCAUAGAAAUUGAUGGAGAGAUACCGGAUACUGUAUUUUCAUCUGGCAGUCAAGAUGGUAAACAACCAUCAGCUCCUUCAGUACUUGCAUUUUGGGAUGAUUUAUGUGUUUACGGGAAUGCUUUAAUUGAUGCUUUAAAUGAAUUGCGAAAUGGCUUAUCGCCAACUCAGAUCAACGCAGUUCUAAAAGAGUUAACGAAUUCAGUGAAAAUUGUUAUUUGCUGGUUAUGUGAUAUGGAAAAAUUGGUUAAGAAAGCAAUUAUGGAAAAGGCAGUUAAAUUAUUUGGAAAAUAUUUUAUACCAUAUAUUAAUGGCUGCUUAUUGACUUUAUAUCCAUAUGAAAAAUGUUGUCGACCAUUUUAUCAUACUAACUGUACGUUAGGACUAUACGAGAAAAUGUGUGCUAUACAGAUUAAGGAGAUUUGUAAGGAUUGUCCUAAUUCAACAGUAAUUGAAAAAUUGCUGGAAGAAGCGAACAAUUCUAUGAAUGAAUUUGUUGGAAGUAUUUUAACUGUUACUAAUGGAAAUGCAGAAUAUAGUGGAACAAAUGUUCCUGAUAACAACGGUGUUCCACAAGAAGAAGUUGUGAAGUUAUCAUUAGAUGAGGAUGUAAAAAUAGAUGCACAGAGGGAUAGUGAUCAACAUGAAGCAAAAGAUCAUUCUCCAAUAAACAAAUUAGAGGACAAUUCGGCUGUUUAG